AUGGCGCCUAUCGGUGAGCGAAGAGGUGAGACGGAUCCUUUAGCCGGUGUGGACGGCGGAGAGUCACAAAAUCUAUGGGCAACCAUCUUGAGUGAAGUCCAAUCCAGUUCUGCCUCUAAGCUAUCUAAUGUCAAAUCCAUACUUGUUAUUGGUGACACUGAAUCUGGAAAAACCACCCUGAUUGCUAAGUUACAAGGUAAUGAGGAUCCCAGAAAAGGGUCAGGCUUAGAGUACUAUAAUAUUGAUGUCAAAGAUGAGUACAGAGAUGAUCAAGCCCGGCUUGGUGUGUGGAUCUUAGAUGGGGAUACACAGCAUACAAACUUACUGAAAUAUGCACUCACAGAGGAGAACUUUGCUCACACCCUUGUACUUUUGGUUGUAUCCAUGGCACAGCCUUGGAAUAUUAUGGACUCUUUACAAAAAUGGAUUACAGUACUCAGACAGCAUAUUGAGAAGUUAAAGAUUCCUAAAGAGACAUUACGAGAAUAUGAACAAAGCUUGGUGAGAUUUUUCCAAGAAUAUACUGAACCUGAAGAAGGUGGUGAAAAUGUGAGUCAACCCCAUUCGCGCCGAGACUUCAAUCCUCUUCAUCCCUCCCCAGCUGGCCCCACCGAAGAAGAAAACGUGCUACUUCCUUUACCAGAGAACACACUCAACUGUAAUUUAGGGAUACCAGUUGUUGUAGUAGUGACAAAAACUGAUGGUAUUACUGUUUUGGAAAAAGAACAUGACUACAAAGAAGAACAUUUUGAUUUUAUCCAGCAACAUUUGAGGAAGUUUUGUUUAAACUAUGGUGCUGCCCUCAUAUAUACAUCUGUUAAGGAGGAAAAGAACUGUGAUCUUCUAUUUAAGUAUUUAGUACACAGGAUAUAUGGAUUUUCAUUCUCAAUGCCAGCAUAUGUAGUGGAAAAAGAUUCUGUGUUUGUUCCUGCUGGUUGGGAUACAGAAAAGAAAAUAUCUAUUCUAAAUGAGAACCUGGCAAGUGUGAAACCUGAGGACCUUUACGAGGAUGUCUUGAGUAAACCAGUUGUAAGGAAGCCUAUUCAAAAAGAUGCGGAGGUUAUUGCUGAAGAUGAACAAGUUUUCUUGAUGCGACAACAAAGUCAGCUUGCAAAACAACCAGCGCCAGGCUGUGGAUCGGAAACCCCACUGCGCUCAUCUCCUGGCGUCUCCAAGGGAACUCCUUCCCCUCGGGCAUCACCUGGAGCUUCUGGCUCCCCCACUCCGGGAUCAACUCGAAAAGUACCCCUCGAUUCCUGCAAAACGGCCAGCAGUGAAGGAAUGUUGGCCAACUUCUUCAACAGUCUCCUCAGCAAGAAAACUGGGACAGGCAAUAAAGCAGUUGACAAAGCUGCUGUUACUCGCGAUGCUGCUGCAGAGCUAGAGCGAUUGAAUCGUACAAAGAAAACUAUGAAUGCCGACGGUUCCACAGGAGGGUCCAAUGAGCCCAGCACACCAACUUAG
Molecule: messenger RNA, 1464 nt
Organism: Acanthosepion pharaonis
Lineage: Eukaryota; Metazoa; Mollusca; Cephalopoda; Sepiida; Sepiidae
Source: the annotation of a GenBank genome assembly